This is a messenger RNA of Naegleria fowleri, 1326 nucleotides long. RefSeq lists its product as uncharacterized. The transcript has 3 exons. The record is from RefSeq and is a predicted model, not a curated record. NCBI's taxonomy places the organism in Eukaryota, Heterolobosea, Eutetramitea, Acrasida, Naegleriidae. The coding region runs from base 1 to 1326 and encodes 441 amino acids.
AUGACUCGGCAUGUGGAGCCCUUGCACAAUCUUCUCUUCUCGCUCGAUCCGAAUCGAUCCAUCAUUGAAAAGGUCAUGGAGAGUCACUACCAUCUCAACACCGCAACAUUCUCCGGAGAGGACAAUUCAUCUCCGAAGAAUACAAGUUGGUUGAGGAGAUGUGGAGUUUUUGGAAUUCGAAAUAUUCUUUGUCGAGAGUCGUGGUCUUACAUUCUCACAGAGUCUGGCCAUUUAUUAGAAAUUCAUCCUGAUUCCAAUCAAGCCAUGACAAUGACUCUACAAAUUCUGAACCACCUCUUGGAACCAUCUGAAAAAAUCAUUCACAUGAGUGCAGGACAUCAUUUCUUGCUUCUCCUAGUGCAAGAUAUGAUCACACAAAAAACAAGAGUUUUAGCGAAAUAUUGCAAUAAUCAAACAAGUGAUCCAUGCUUUUAUUAUGUACAAUCAGUCAAAUGCUACGAACAACAAGUCAUUUCACAUGAAGGAGGAGAAAAAAUUGUCACAACUCUCUUUCCAAUGGGUAAGAAGUGGUGGUAUGAAAUUUGUGAUUUUCAAAACAUGGAGGAUUGGCAAGUCGAUGAAGAAAAUAUCAUUUUCACAUCAUGUGCAAAUUAUUCAAUUACUUUUAUUUCGAAUAAGGGAAGAAUUUUUGCAUCAGGAUCGAAUACAUUUGGUGAAUGUGCUCAACCAGUAGUGGGAAUCUCUUCCAUGUCUCAACAUCAAGUAUUGGAAUGUAGAAUUGAACAAUUGGAUCAUUGGAAGGAAAGACCAUUUUUUGUUAGAUCUGUGAAUGGUGAUCAUUCGAUUAUUGCUCUGACAAGAGAUCAUCGAGUUUUCUAUUGUGGAUGUUUGUUAGGUCAAGAUGGUUCAGAUUUAGAACUUCUUAGAGAGUUUAAUCCAAUGGGUAUGGACACUGAUGAAUAUUUUGUGGAUAUUGCUUCAUGUUCUUUUUCAACAUUAAUUUUAACAAACAAAAACAAGUUAUUUUUGUUAGAAACUCAUACAAUAAUUGAAUGGAAACCAAAUGUGAAGAUUGUGACUUGUCGAAUUUUUUCAACCUCUCAAUUGUUUUUUAUUGUCGUCAAUGAUUCGAAAAUUUUCUCCUAUGAAUCUAGUGUCAAAGAGUGCAAUUUUGUGUUGAAUAAUCAAAAGUCACAUCAUCAUUCACACUUGUGCAUUACAGGUGGUGAGAUAAUUGUCAUGUAUUGGAAAAAGCUAAAAGAAGAAUCCAAGUCCAUUCAAAACAUGCAUGAAAAAUUAUCGCAUUCUUUGAGUGUUGAUUUUUUACUGGAUGUCACCCUUUGCUUCAAUGGGGCAAUACAUUGA